This is a messenger RNA of Brassica napus (rape), 2127 nucleotides long. RefSeq names its product expansin-like A2. The coding region runs from base 78 to 872 and encodes 264 amino acids. Gene Ontology annotation, cellular component: extracellular region; plant-type cell wall; plasmodesma. Gene Ontology annotation, biological process: sexual reproduction. NCBI's taxonomy places the organism in Eukaryota, Viridiplantae, Streptophyta, Magnoliopsida, Brassicales, Brassicaceae. The record is from RefSeq and is a predicted model, not a curated record. The transcript is spliced from 6 exons.
CACUCCUUCCUCACCUAUCCAUCACCAUCACUCACAUUCGUAAGCAAACCACAAAAAUAAAAUAAAAUAAAUUAAAAAUGGGAAGCUGCUUUCUAGUCUUGGUCGUUCUACUCUUCUCCUCCUCCGUUAACGCCUGCGACCGAUGCCUUCACCGCUCUAAGGCUGCUUAUUUCUCCUCUGCCUCUGCUCUCUCCUCCGGAGCUUGCUCCUAUGGUUCAAUGGCUACGGUUUUCUUCGCCGGUCACAUAGCCGCUGCCGUGCCUUCCAUCUACAAAGACGGCGCCGGCUGCGGAGCUUGCUUCCAGGUCAGAUGCACCAACCCUUCUCUUUGCAGCACCAAAGGAACCACGGUGAUGGUCACCGACCUGAACAGGAGCAACCAAACCGAUCUCCUCCUAAGCAGCAGAGCCUUCAGGGCCAUGGCUAAGCCGGUUCUUGGCGCCGACAGAGAUCUUCUUAGACAGGGCAUUGUCGACGUUCAAUACCAGAGAGUCCCUUGCGAUUACGGAAACAAGAAGAUGAUGAAUGUGAGAGUUGAAGAAUCAAGCAAGAAGCCAAACUACUUGGCAAUAAAGCUCUUGUACCAAGGAGGCCAAACCGAAGUCGUAGCCAUCGACAUUGCUCAGGUUGGUUCCUCCCACUGGAGUUACAUGACCAGAAGCCACGGUGCCGUCUGGGUCACUGACAAAGUACCAACCGGACCUCUUCAGUUCAGGUUCGUGGUGACUGCUGGCUUUGACGGCAAAAUGCUCUGGUCUCCCAGAGUUCUUCCGGCCAACUGGGAAGCCGGCAAGAUCUACGACGCCGGCGUUCAGAUCACCGACAUUGCUCAGGAAGGUUGUGAUCCAUGCGACGAUCACAUCUGGAGCUGAUUUACUACUUACUUCCUUAGAGCCCUCCUCAUGUGUAAUCAAUCAGUCAUUCACUAUUAUUUCAUUAACUGCAAUUAAUGUUAGAGAAAUUGCACUGCAUAUACAAGCAUAACCGCUUAAUUUGCAGAUAUGGAAAAGUGCUUUUUUCAUCAACACGCGCUUGAUUUUAUGACUAUUCUACCCCUAGGUUCGUGUAACGCUACCUACAGCCUAUUCAAUUUCGAAACCACCUAUAUUCUCUUUCUCAUGCGUCACCAAAAUCGAUACAACACUCAUCUCUCUCCUAGUAUCUUUCACCGCUCAUUUUUUUGGGAGUUCUUCGUCAUCUCCGUCGAAAAUUAUUUUCAGAGGUUUCUAAUACCAAUCUCCGAUCACCGCAAACCUAAUUCUGAGUCGCAAUUAUUUAUCACAUCCUUUGACGAUUUCAUGUUCCCCACGGGAGAUCAAAUGGCAGACACCUUUUUCCAUCUCGGUUCUUUGCCAUUGGAGAUGAACCCGAUGGUCUGAGAGUCACUUUCUACCACCUACCACAAGCCUGGAUGCAUAAAGCAUAUAUUAGAGACACUCGAGGAAGACGAACUCGAAGUCCUAAAGGCGUCGUCUUUUGGAAAAUUCAUAGAGUUGGCAGACCAGUCUCCAUAUUUCGGUCGUCUUGGACGUUUCAUGAUGUCGAGACAGCUUAAAGUAAACAAGAAAUACGAGGCAAUGGUAUUAAACCAGCACAUGCAAGGACGCUGGACACGGCUGAAAAUGUCCAUGUUACGUCUAUUAUUCCUCAGGACCUGAAAGCACUGACCGUGGAAAGGGCAAGCAAGAAGAUGAAACGAAAGCUAAGAGAGCGCUUGUUACUCUUUGUGAGAUUCUCAAGAAGAAGGUGUGGCUUGGUGAUAAACAUGAUAGAGUUGCCAUUGCAAUUUGUUAAGCUUGCUUUCAUGCUUCAUCUUGGAGGUUUAUCUAAAACUACGUCACUCAUAUUGUAACUUCAGUGUUGAUUGGUUGAAGAGACGUGGUUUACAUUAGGAAGCACAUGUUCCAAGAUGCAGAGAUUCAAUCUGUUAGUAGCUCUUUAGAAACCAGACCUUCAGUGUCAUUACUGUAUGGAAUCUUGAGAAAUACACUUAUUGUCUAGAUCGGGAAGGAUAACAUUUUGAAUGACCGGCUAUGUAUGAAUGGUAAUGUUUUUUUCUGUUUUUUAUCCGAACUUGUAAUAUAUUAACCGGGAAUGUCAAUAAUGGUGAUUUCUUAUGUUUUGCAA